GAGUGAGACGUCCUGUCUGCAGCCUGCUCUCUGCUCAGUGUUUUAGGAAACGUGGCCUUACUGCAGCAGCAGCAUCUCUUGUUUAUAUGAAUGAGAAACACACAGCAGCCUCCACCUCUCCACCCGUCUGUCCGUCUCUCUGCCGCCGCCGCUUCUCCAGCACUGCACCGCGGUCCCCCCUCUACCCUGAAGCCCAUCUCUGAAGACACCCACCAUGGCUGACACCGAGCAGAUCCCGGCCUCCUCGGCCACAGAGGCCGCCGCCGCCGCCAUCCUGGACGCCCUGAACGCCACCGACUCCAACGGGACCGAGGCGGCGCUCAACGCGACGGCUAAGUUCGUGGCCUCUCCGCAGGGCACGGCGCUGGCGUACGGCAGCCUGGUGUUCAUGGCGCUGCUGCCCAUCUUCUUCGGAGCUCUGCGGUCCGUCACCUGCUCCAAAUCCAAGGAGCUCGGAGAAAAUGAUUACGAUUCUGGGUUCAGAAAUGCAUCAGACAUGCCAGAAACGAUCACCAGUCGAGACGCAGCGAGGUUUCCCAUCAUCGCCAGCUGCACUCUUUUUGGGCUCUACCUCUUCUUCAAGGUAUUCUCUCAAGAGUACAUCAACAUGCUGCUGUCCAUCUACUUCUUUGGGCUGGGCGUCCUGGCUCUGUCUCACACUAUGAGUCCUCUGAUGACGAGAAUCUUUCCUGAUUCUUUCUCAAACAAGCAGUUCCAGCUGCUCUUCACUCAGGGCUCCGAAGAGUCUAAAGAAGAAAUAGUCAACUAUGAGUUUGACACCAAGAACCUGGUGUGUCUAGUCAUCAGCAGCGUGGUGGGAGUCUGGUACCUGCUCAAAAAGCACUGGAUAGCCAAUAACCUGUUUGGGCUGGCAUUUGCCCUGAAUGGAGUGGAGCUGCUCCACCUGAACAACGUCAGUACCGGCUGCAUCCUGCUGGGGGGGCUGUUCGUCUACGACGUCUUCUGGGUGUUUGGGACCAACGUCAUGGUAACAGUUGCCAAGUCCUUUGAAGCACCAAUCAAAUUGGUGUUUCCUCAGGACUUGUUGGAGAGAGGACUUGAAGCCAGUAACUUUGCCAUGCUGGGUCUGGGUGACAUCGUCAUCCCAGGUAUCUUCAUCGCCCUGCUGCUGCGCUUCGAUGUCAGCCUAAAGAAGAACAGCAGGACGUACUUCUACUCCAGUUUCCUGGCCUACAUCUUCGGACUGGGCCUCACCAUCUUCGUCAUGCACACCUUCAAACACGCACAGCCCGCUCUGCUCUACCUGGUCCCGGCCUGCAUCGGCUUCCCCGUCGUCGUAGCACUGCUCAAAGGAGAGCUCACAGAGAUGUUCAGGUACGAGGAGACCCCUCCCGAGGACACAGACGCUACAGAGGCUACAGAGGCUAAAGAGGACUCGGAAUCGGAGAAGAAGGACCAAUAGCAUCCCUCGCUGCCCCUCCCUGCCCCCCCCCUCCUCCUCAAACGCCUCAUCCAGCCUGCUGCCACCACAUUUCACUGAAGCCCCUCCCCCUCCCGCCUCUCCUACUUCCUGUUUGUCGCCGGGGGGGAAACGGGGCUCACGUAGCCAAACGUUGUCUGUCUCUGAUAAGCGCGGGAACGGCCGCUGGUCUCCAUGGUAACGGCUGCUGUCGUGCUAACCGGUGGUGGUGGUUGUUUGGUUACAGACUCGGUGCCUACCAUGAUUCCUCUCCGUGUCUCUACGCUGCUCUCACACAGGAACACACAGCGCCCAGCGAGUGUCGUCUUGGUUUUAUUACAGUUAAACUUUGUCCAGCAGUUUGUAGAAUCAGUACCAACAGCAUCAGAACAUCUUGUGUGUUUUUGCAGCUUGUUGGAUCAGAUGGACCAGGAGGUGUGUUCAGACCAAACGCAAAGCGGAUUUUUGCCUUGCGUUACAAGUAUUCACCCUUAACGACCAACGUUUGUGCUAACUUGGUUAGCAGACUGCAUGUGAUUGUCAUAAAGUGAUCAUGUCUGUAAAGGGGAGACUCGUGGGUACCCAUAGAACCCAUUUUUAUUCACAUAUCUUGAGGUCAAGAGACCCCUUUGAAAAUGGCCAUGACAGUU
Molecule: messenger RNA, 2070 nt
Organism: Sebastes umbrosus (honeycomb rockfish)
Lineage: Eukaryota; Metazoa; Chordata; Actinopteri; Perciformes; Sebastidae
Gene: hm13
Product: histocompatibility (minor) 13
Exons: 12
Coding region: 215-1423 (402 amino acids)
Biological process (GO): membrane protein proteolysis
Cellular component (GO): lumenal side of endoplasmic reticulum membrane; cytoplasmic side of endoplasmic reticulum membrane; membrane
Molecular function (GO): aspartic endopeptidase activity, intramembrane cleaving
Source: RefSeq, a predicted model, not a curated record